Chironomus riparius is the source of this 3367-nucleotide messenger RNA. The record is from the annotation of a GenBank genome assembly. NCBI's taxonomy places the organism in Eukaryota, Metazoa, Arthropoda, Insecta, Diptera, Chironomidae.
AUUUCGCAAGUUAAAUUCUAUCUAAUCAAUAAACUUGAAAUAAUUAGGUAAAUCCUUGAUUAUUACAUCAUCCAAUUGCUGGAUAUAAAGCGUAAAGCAACAAAGAAUUAGAAACCAUUCAAGUUCAUAUAAUUAAUUAGUGAAAAUCAAGAGAAAAAUGAGUGACAAAAAUAUUGAAAAUAAUGAAGAAGAAGUAGUUGAGAAAUCAGCAAAACAGCUGGAAAAGGAGGCCAAAAAGGCUGCUAAAUUAGCAAAACUCCAAGAGAAACAAGCUAAGCAGGCAGUUCAGCAACAAUCCGCUCCAAAAGACAAGGUUGAGAAAAAAGUAAAAACAACAAUCAAAGAGAUUGUCUACGAGGCAAAUACGACCGAUGGGGAGAAAAAAGACGUAACAGGAUCAAUGCCUGAUGCUUACAGCCCUCAAUUUGUUGAGGCUGCUUGGUAUUCGUGGUGGGAAAAACAGGGAUUUUUCAAACCAGAAUAUUUCAUGAAGGAUGGAAAAGUCUCUGAAAAAGGUCAAUUUGUUAUGGUAAUUCCUCCACCAAAUGUCACUGGAUCUCUUCAUUUGGGACAUGCUUUGACUAAUUCUAUUGAAGAUGCAAUCACUAGAUGGCAUAGAAUGCACGGACGAACAGCUCUUUGGGUUCCUGGAUGUGAUCAUGCUGGAAUUGCCACUCAAGUUGUUGUAGAAAAGAAGUUAUGGCGUGAAAGUAAAUUAAGCCGACAUGAUCUUGGACGUGAAAAGUUUAUUGAGAAAAUUUGGGAAUGGAAGGAGAGUAAAGGUGGACGAAUUUAUCAUCAAUUGAAAAAGAUUGGAUCUUCAAUGGAUUGGGAUCGUGUUUCAUUUACAAUGGAUCCAACAUUAUGUAAAGCUGUAACUGCUGCAUUUAAUCAAUUGCAUGAAAAAGGCUUAAUUUAUCGUGACAAAAGAUUAGUAAAUUGGUCAUGUACACUUAAGUCUGCAAUCUCAGAUAUUGAAGUCGAUAAAGUUGAUAUUCCCGGCAGAACGUUCCUUGCAAUUCCUGGAUAUACUGAUAAGAUUGAAUUUGGUGUUUUAGUAUCAUUUGCAUAUCUCGUUGAAGAUACAGAUGAAGAAAUUGUUGUAGCUACAACUCGUGUGGAAACUAUGCUUGGAGAUACAGCAGUUGCUGUCCAUCCAAAUGAUGAAAGAUACAAGCAUUUACAUGGUAAAUUUGUUAAACAUCCAUUUGCUGAUCGAAGACUUCCAAUUAUUUUAGACGACUUUGUUGAUAUUAAUUUCGGUACUGGUGCUGUAAAAAUCACUCCAGCUCAUGAUCCUAAUGAUUAUGAAUGUGGAAAACGUCACAACUUGCCAUUUAUUACUAUCUUUAGUGACGAUGGAUAUAUCGUCGGUGAUUAUGGCGAAUUCACAGGAAUGAAGAGAUUUGAUGCAAGAAAGGCAGUUUUAAACAAGCUCAGAGACCUUGACUUGUAUAAAGAAACUCUCAACAAUCCUAUGGUUGUUCCAAUUUGCAGUCGUUCAAAGGACGUUGUUGAACCUUUAAUUAAGCCUCAGUGGUACGUAAAAUGCGAUGGAAUGGCUAAAAGUGCUAUUGAUGCAGUUAAGAAUGGAGAAUUGAAAAUUAUUCCUGAGAAUCACGUUAAGACUUGGAAUUAUUGGAUGGAAGGAAUUAGAGAUUGGUGCAUAUCACGUCAAUUGUGGUGGGGUCAUAGAAUUCCUGCAUAUAUGGUUAAAUUUAAGGAUGCAUCGAAAACGCCUAAAAAUGUUGAAGAGGAAUAUUUGUGGAUUGUAGCUACAGAUUUAGAAGAAGCUUGGACAAAAGCCCAAAAGAAGUUUAAUGUUAAGAGAGAUGAAAUAGAAUUGCAUCAAGAUGAAGACGUUUUGGAUACUUGGUUUAGUUCUGGUCUAUUUCCAUUCUCUGUCUUUGGAUGGCCUGAUAAUACUGAAGAUUUAAAGCUGUUUUAUCCAACGACAUUGCUUGAAACUGGACAUGAUAUUUUAUUCUUUUGGGUAGCUAGAAUGGUCUUCUUUGGACAAACAUUACUCGGUAAAUUGCCUUUCAAGGAAGUCUUUCUUCAUCCAAUGGUUCGUGAUGCUCACGGAAGAAAAAUGUCAAAAUCUCUUGGAAAUGUUAUUGAUCCGAUGGACGUAAUUAACGGAAUUUCAUUGGAAGGACUUCAUCAACAAUUGCUUGACUCCAAUUUAGAUCCAAGAGAAAUCGAAAAAGCUAAAGCUGGACAGAAACAAGACUUUCCAAACGGAAUUCCUGAAUGCGGAACCGAUGCUAUGCGAUUUGCUUUGUGCAGUUACAUGACACAAGCUAGAGAUAUUAAUUUGGAUAUUUUACGUGUUCAAGGAUAUCGAUUCUUCUGUAAUAAACUUUGGAAUGCCACUAAGUUUGCUCUUUUGUACUUUGAAAGUGGCGAAACUUAUGAGAUUCACAACAAAAUGACAUCAGCAGAAAGCAAAACGGAUUUAUGGAUAUUAUCGAAGCUUUCAAACGUCGUUGAAACUGUUAAUAAAUCAUUUGAGAAUUAUGAAUUCGCUACAGCAACUCAAAGUUGCUAUGCCUUUUGGCUUUAUGACUUGUGUGAUAAUUAUUUGGAAUGCUUGAAGCCAGUUUUUACAUCUGACGAUAAUGACAGGAAGGCAGUCUCGAGACGUGUAUUGUAUACAUGUUUGGAUUUUGGUUUGCGGCUAUUAUCACCUUUUAUGCCGUUCAUUACUGAAGAAUUAUUCCAACGCUUACCCAGAAAGAAUGUUGAAAUUCCAAGCAUUUGCGUAGCUCCUUUCCCAACUAUCGAAGAAUUUAAUUUCAAGAACGAGAACAUCGAGAAAGACUUUGAGUUUAUCCAGAAAGUAGGGAAGGAAAUUCGUUCAGCACGCAGCGACUACAAUAUUCCAGCAAAGAUUAAAACUGAAGCAUACAUCAUUUGUUCGGAUGAAUCUAUGACCAAUGUCCUUAAAAACUUUAAAAUUGAAGUUCAGACACUGUCGUACUGUUCAAGCAUAGAUGUCUUACAAGAAGCACCAAAAGGAUGCGCAAUUUUAACUGUUAAUGCUCAAUGUGAAGUUCAUUUGAUGCUUAAAGGAGUCAUUGAAGCUGAUAAGGAAAUUGGCAAGCUUGAAAAGAAGCGUGAAAAUCUUGAACAAAAUAUCUCAAAAUUAAAGCAAAAGAUGUGUUUUGAGGAUUAUGAGAUCAAAGUUCCAGAGAACAUCAGAUUAGACAAUUCAGAGAACUUGAAGCAGUCUGAGAUUGAAGUUGAACGAAUAAAAACAGCAAUUGAGGCGUUAAAGCUAAUGUAAUUAUAAUCACGAAUUUGUGAAUAUUUCAGAAUUUUUACUAUAAUUAACAAAAUCAAAUAAAUAUAAUGCUUACAAGCC